AUGAAUGCUCAUUUUUCAUUUUCUUAUUUCUCUUCUUGUCACUUAUGUUUACUUGGUUUUCUAGCCUUGUUUAGCAUCUCCUUGACUGAUCAAAACUCCGAUCAUGUAUUUUGCAUUGAGGGCGAGAGACAAGCACUUCUCCGGUUUAAGAACGGUCUCACUGAUGAAACAAAUCGACUUAAUUCAUGGGUUGAUAAGGAGAGAGACUGUUGUAGUUGGGUUGGGAUUGUUUGUGAUAAUUCUACCGGUCAUGUCCAUCGGAUUCAUCUUCCUGGACCUGAUGAUCAUUGUAAUUUUGAAGAUUAUGGUACCCCGAAAGAAUAUGAAGAAGCAUCAAAGCAAAGGCUGAAAGGGGAUAUAAAUCCAUCCUUGUUGGACCUAAAGCAACUCAAGCAUUUGGAUUUGAGCUGCAAUGAUUUUGGAGGGAUCCAAGUUCCUAAAUUCAUUGGUUCUCUUGAAAAUCUAAAGUAUCUUAACUUAUCGAGUUCCAACUUUGGUGGAACUAUCCCUCCUCAACUGGGGAAUCUCUCGGAGUUGCACGUCCUUGCUCUUGGAAGUUUCCACAAUCGUUUUGUCCCAAUAAAAACAAUCACGUGGAAUAUGCAAUGGUUGUCAGGUCUUCGUUGGUUGCAUCAUCUGGAUAUGAGUGGCGUAAACCUUAGCGAAGCAACCGACUGGCAUCAGGUGAUUAACACCCUACCGUCUUUGGUCGAACUACAUUUGUCUAAUUGUGAACUCCCACAUAUACAACCUCACGUUCCUAGUCUUAAUCUCACAUCCCUUUCUUUUCUUGAUCUUUCUUUUAACGAUUUUAACAGUCCAAUGCCAUCAUGGAUAUUCAAGUUAACUAAUCUAGUUUCACUGGAUUUAAGUGGGUGUAACAUCCAUGGCAUUAUUUCUAGUAGUAAUUAUAGCUUCCGUAAUUUGACUUCGCUCAAGUUUCUUUAUAUCUAUGGGUACGAUUUUAUGAAUUCUCCAUUACUGUUUGAAGAGUUGUCUAGUAGUAAACUCAUCUCAUUGUAUAUUAGUUCUUGUAGUGUUUCAAGUUUACUUCUCAAUUCACUUCGAAACUUAACUUCUCUUCGUAGUCUUGACCUUUCAUACAAUCAACUCACCAAGAAAGUACCUAAAUCAUUGGGUAACCUUUGUAACUUGAAAGAAAUUGAUUUAUCAGGUAACCAUUUUGGUCAAAUUAGUUUAACAAACCUUCUUGAAAGUUUUUUUGAUUGUGAAUCACCUCGUUUGGAGUCAUUAUCCAUAAGCAACUCGGAACUUUCUAGUCCCAUUCCAUCUGUGAUCGGACGUUUAUCAUCAUUGCAGAAGUUAUAUAUGUCAGAUAAUCGAAUUGAAGGCAGCCUUCCUGAUAGCCUUGGUCAACUUUCCAAGCUAAGCACUUUAGAUUUUUCUUACAAUUCGAUGACGGGUGUUGUGUCGGAAGCUCACUUUGCCAAACUAGUGACCUUGAAUUAUUUGGAUGGUACAGGCAACAACUUAACCUUAAGACUGCAAGUUGCAAACUGGAUUCCCCCUUUCAAGUUGCAGUUCUUACGUUUGAACUCUUGGCAUUUGGGCCCCCAAUUUCCACUUUGGCUUCAAUUUCAAAGGAACUUAAGUCACUUGGACAUAAGCAACACACGCAUAUCUUCACAAAUUCCUGAGUCAUUUUUCGGAUCGUUCCCUAAUCUAUCUUAUUUAGAUAUGUCAGAUAAUCAAAUUCAAGGAAUGUUAACGUUUCCGGGUAUCCCAUCAACAAUUGAAGUACUUGUUUUGAACUCUAAUGAGUUUUCCGGAUCAUUGCAUCAUUUGCUGUGUUCCGAUGGUGUGAAACAGACAAGGGAUCUUAAUUUGGGAAAUAAUCAUUUAUCGGGUGUCAUUCCGGAGUGUUGGGAAAAGUGGCCGGAUUUAGUACUAUUGAACUUGGAGAACAACAAUCUGUCUGGUGAGAUUCCAAGAACAUUGAGCUCUACGUCUUCCCUACAGUUCUUGAGCAUGUAUGGGAACAUAAUAUCAGGAAGUUUACCUUCUUCUCUAAUGACCUUAUCAAACUUAAAAAUUCUUCAACUUGGCAGAAAUAAACUUGUUGGAAACAUUCCAACAUCAAUUGGAACAAAGCUCACAUUUUUGAGAAUUCUCAACCUUAGAUCUAACAAUUUCAAUGGAAAUAUUCCUCAAGAGUUAUGUUAUCUUUCACACAUACAGAUACUGGAUCUCUCUCGUAACAACCUCUCUGGAAAUAUUCCAAGAUGCUUCAACAACUUUAGCGUCCUUUCGGGUAAAGAAACUAAUUCAGAUGUACAGUUUUCUUUUUAUGUUGGUUUUGCGUCAUUUGUUGCUAUUGUUGGUGAUUCAUUUGUUACGAAGGGAAGAGAGGAAACAUAUAGCAGCAUUCUUCCACUAGUGAUGUUGUUAGACCUUUCAAGUAACAGUCUCGUGGGACACAUUCCCAACGAACUAACGUCCCUCUUCAAGUUAAAAUCAUUGAAUUUAUCAAGAAAUCAAUUGAGUGGAAGCAUCCCAGAGAAGAUCGGAGACAUGAAAGAACUUAUAUCGUUAGAUUUAUCAGUAAACAGGCUUUCUGGGGAUCUUCCCAUAAGCUUGUCAAGGUUGAAUUUCUUGAGUAGCUUCAACGUGUCAUACAACAAUUUGAUAGGAAGAGUUCCAACAAGUACUCAAAUUCAGAGCUUCAAUGAGUCCAGCUUCUUUGGAAACAAACUUUGUGGAGCUCCUGUAACUAAUAGUUGUGUACUAGUUGAAGUACCCACUCAAAAUAAACAAGAAAAAAGAGAAGACCAUGGAAUAGAUAUGGGAUUGAUUAUUACCAUAGUCGUUGGAUUUGUUACUGGGUUUUGGAUCAUUGUGGCUCCAUUGAUGUUCAGCAAUUCAUGGAGGAAUGUAUAUUUCCGUUACUUAAGUAAAUUGAUCAAGAUACGUGGUUUAUGAUGUUAUGCAUAAGUAAGUUGUGAUAUGUUUCCUAGUGAUGUAAAAAAGCCUUGGUUUUAUACAUGUUUUUCUUUGAAAUAUGCACCCUUUGUAUUAAAUUAUAUUACAAA
This is a messenger RNA of Helianthus annuus (common sunflower), 3050 nucleotides long. Its product is annotated as receptor-like protein EIX2. Bases 1 to 2940 code for a protein of 979 amino acids. The record is from RefSeq and is a predicted model, not a curated record. The transcript has a single exon. Lineage: Eukaryota; Viridiplantae; Streptophyta; Magnoliopsida; Asterales; Asteraceae. Gene Ontology annotation, molecular function: protein binding.